This is a messenger RNA of Phanerochaete carnosa HHB-10118-sp, 1115 nucleotides long. Its product is annotated as polysaccharide lyase family 14 protein. The record is from RefSeq and is a predicted model, not a curated record. The transcript is spliced from 5 exons. Lineage: Eukaryota; Fungi; Basidiomycota; Agaricomycetes; Polyporales; Phanerochaetaceae. Bases 103 to 1008 code for a protein of 301 amino acids.
AGUAUGAGUAGUAGAGAACGUGCGGAAACCGUGCAACUGCGAAAGCAGGACGGGCAGACCUUGCGCAGCGUGGGCCACGCUUUUCGUUCCUGGACCUGCAUCAUGACUGCCGCAAACGUUCUCUUCCCCAUCCCACAUGCCCAAAUUGUUUCGGGUUUCACGACUGCCCCUGCUGUCUCUCUGGCGCACGUUGCGCACGUUGCGCUAUCCGACUCCAACCUCGGCGUACACAAGGUCUCUCGUCACUCGCACGAUGUUGUCGUCCCACCUUACGCAGACUCAGCACAUCCCGCUGCCUGGGAGGCCGUCUUUGCGCAGGGUAGCAUCAACCCCGGGAACAAGACGGCGCCGCCAGGCGGCUUUGGGUUCUAUAUGCACGGUCCGGAGACGUGGCGGCACGAGCUCGAGCGGUGUGGGGGGCGGCAGGAGGUCGUCAUGAGCUACGAGGUCCUGUUUGAGGAUGGCUGGGAGUGGCAGAGGGGCGGGAAGUUGCCGGGCAUCUACGGCGGCAUCGGCGCGUUCGCGUACGGGUGCAGCGGCGGACGACAAGAGAGUCGAUGCAAGUGCUUCGAUCUGCGGCUCAUGUGGAGGCAGGGCGGCAAGAGCGAGCUCUAUGCCUACAUCCCGCUGAACGACACGAACACCGCCGCGCUCUUGAACGUGCCACAAUCACACCGCAACCCUGAUUACGGUUUCUCUGUUGGCCGUGGCCUCUGGACGUUCGCACCGGGACACUGGACGGUCGUCGCAGAGCGCGUGAGGAUGAACACUGUGGGUCACGCAGAUGGCGAAAUCGAAGUCUUCAUCGAUGGCCAGUCCGUGCUCCACGCUACAGGGCUCAUUCUGCGCGACACUGACGCGGCUGAGUCCUCCGUUCAGGGUCUGCACUUCCAGACGUUCUUUGGAGGGAGUUCGGAAGAGUGGGCGUGCCCGAAAGACCAGAAGGCGUGGUUCACGAACGUCUCUGGUGCCAUUUUGAGGGCGGAACCUGCCCACGACGAACUCUGAAUUAUCUUGUCUUCGAGACCGGGAAGGUUCGGAAACCAGAACUGGACGAACUGUGUACUCUACGGAAUAUCUGAUCAAAUAAUUCACAUACCUGAAGUCAGGUCGCC